Molecule: messenger RNA, 2758 nt
Organism: Sphaeramia orbicularis (orbiculate cardinalfish)
Lineage: Eukaryota; Metazoa; Chordata; Actinopteri; Kurtiformes; Apogonidae
Gene: sparcl1
Product: SPARC-like 1
Exons: 11
Coding region: 112-2085 (657 amino acids)
Biological process (GO): anatomical structure development
Molecular function (GO): protein binding; collagen binding; calcium ion binding
Source: RefSeq, a predicted model, not a curated record
AGGGUGUGAGUGCUGUCUUGAAUACAGAAGGACAUCUUCACAGUUUCAACACAGGCACAUACUCGAAUUUGUGUUGGAUUCUCAUUUCUUCUCCAUCUGCCAGCCUCAGGUAUGAGGGCCUGCUUAAUAUUCAUUUUCUUACUGGCAGCAACAUUUGCCCUGUCUGUUAACAGUAAACCACAUGGAAAACAUCAUGGAUCACAUAAGACUUCACACACAGCCAAAGAAAAGGAUGUCAUCACAGAGGAGGCCAACAAGGCACAGAUCUCACCCACUUUAGUCCCAUUUGAGGCCAGCAGCCAAGAGCAAGAAGAUGAAGAACUGAGCUCUGAAGACAAUGCUAACACCAACAAAGAGGACGGAGAGCUGGAGAUCCCUGAAAAGAAAGAUAAAAGCACUGCAGUCCUGUUGAGUGAAGAGGAAUUAGUAGCGCUCUUGAAGAAAGAAGCAGAAGAGGAAGAUGUUGAGGAGGAUCAAGGGGAGCAUGAGGAGGAGAUGGAUGAAGGUAAGGUGGAAGCUGCAGAAGCAGUGGAGGAAGAGGAGAAGACACUGGAUGACAAAAUGGGUGAGAAUGCUGAAGAGGAGGAAGUGAAAGACGAGAACACGCAAGAUACAGAAACGCUGGGAAAUGAAGACCAGGCGAAGGAGGUGGAGAAGAUCAUAACUGAAAGGGAGGAACAAGAGGCUUUAUUUGAGGAAACAGAUGGCAGUACAGAGUCAGAGAUCCCAGUGGAUCUGGACUAUGCUGCUGAUAGUAGCAUCUUGCAACCUCUGAAGAUCAUAACAAAAGUAAAACCCAACGUGGAUGACAAACAGCCUUUUUUGAAAACACAUGAUCAAGAUGUUAAAGAGAAGGAGAACGGCGAGCACAAAUUUGAUGAUUAUGAUCAGGAUGUUCAGAACACUGAGGCUAUGGACAGCAAGGAGGUAUCUACUCAGGAAAACCUUCCAGAUGACAGAAAGUACAAAGACCCCAGUGCUAAAUCUGCAGAGGUGGAUGUGAUGCAACAAGACUCGGACAGCUCUACAGAACUUACAUCUAAACUGUCUGGAGGAGAAGCAGGAGAGGAAGAAAAAAGUAAGAAUGAGAGUGAAAGUCAAACUAAGAGAAAGACGAAGAAGCAAAAGAAGAACCACAGGGCGAGGAAGCACUCUCCACAGAGGGAAGAAACACAAGAAGGACAAGAGCAGAGCCAACAGGAGCCUCAGGAGUCUGAGGGCAUCGACAACACAGUUCACAAAGGGAAGAGGAGACGGGCAGGAAAAUGGGGGCCAUUAGUUGGUAUGAAUCCAGUGCAGAUCAGAGCCACAGUGGAGCUCUACCCCAGUACCAGGACGUCUCUUGGUGGGACCACACAUCACUUAGAAGCCCCUGCUGAUCCCUGUGACAACUUCCGCUGCAAACGUGGAAAAACAUGUAAACUUGAUGCAGAUAACAAGCCGAGCUGUGUGUGUCAAGUACCGUCUGAAUGCCCUCCCAGUGUGAAUGAAUUUGAUCACGUUUGUGGUACAGACAACAAAACAUAUGACACAUCAUGUGAACUCUUUGCUACUAAAUGUAACCUGGAAGGAACUAAGAAAGGACACAGACUACAUCUGGACUACACCGGGUCAUGCAAAUUAAUUCCUCCAUGUGUCGACACAGAGCUUGUCCAGUUCCCUCUUCGGAUGAGGGAUUGGCUGAAAAAUGUGCUGCUGCAGCUCUAUGAACACGACUCCAUGACACCUGGCUUCCUCACUCCCAAACAGCGUUUUAGAGUGAAGAAAAUCUUUGAGAAUGAGAGGCGUCUUCAUGCUGGUGAUCACUCUGUUGAGCUGCUCGCACAGGACUUUGAGAAGAACUACAACAUGUACAUUUACCCAGUGCACUGGCAGUUUGCUCAGCUGGACCAGCACCCCUCUGACAGGCUGCUCUCCCACUCUGAGCUGGCACCUCUUCGGGUCCCUCUGGUGCCAAUGGAGCACUGCACAUCCCGCUUUUUCCAAGAAUGUGACUCUGAUAAGGACAAGCAGGUGUCCUUUAAAGAGUGGACUUCCUGUUUUGGCAUCAGGGAUGAGGAUAUGGAUGGCAACCUGCUUUUCUGAGACUCUUUUGCCUCAUCUGCUACACACCCCAGUGGAAGACGAUUCAAGAUGCAGUUUAAAGACAGAAGCCUCAGUGAAUUUCAUAGUUUUAAGUCAAUCUGACAAGUACAGAUCAAAGAAACUCAUUUUAUGUAUUGUUGAUUAUUGGUGUUAUUCUGUGUGUCAGAUUUUCAGAUCUUUCUUUUAAAGUUUAUUCAAAGAUGCUAGAUUAAUUUUUUGAUGAAGAAAGUGUUAUGGUUACUUAGAGCAGUUAUCUAAAUGGAUUUCCAAACCGGGGAAAAGUUUACAAAAGCUUCUUAUAGCUUUUAUGUAGCUCCUUCUAAAAGAAAUGUGAUUUGCAUGUAAGACAGAUUUAGGUCAUUAGUACACUCCUGUGGAUAAAUAGAUUGUUUUCAAUUUUCUGAGUUACACUAGAAGAUGUAAAACUAUACUGUAUUGCUUACCCUUGUAUGUUUGUCCCUGUGUUUUAUGUUUAAUAUUAGCUCUAAUUAAAGCUUUAUGGACUGCGACAGACUUCACACAAAUAUGACACAGCAUAUUUCAGUGUACCCUGUUGUUAAUGAUAAUUAUAAAUGGCUAUGACUUGUGUUUCUUGACAAACCUAAAAUAAAGAUGUUGCAUCACAUUUGUGAAUCCCAGUGGACCCCAAAAGGCCCUGGAUCACAUCAGUUUA